UUUCAUAGGACGUCCGCAGGGUUUGGCGGUCCUCACAAUCAUGACGAAGAGCACGUUGCUCUCGGCAGGUUGGAGGGUGAAUGGGGAAAGAGCCUCGGGCGGUAGAACUUAUCUCCGGCGGCGCGCGAAGAAGGCGCGAAGCUCACGACGUCCUUGUUACCAAUCGCAUACUUCAACAUGGCAACCCACGGAAUAACGCGCGCGGCGGGUACGGCGAUGCGCACAGAAGAAGCCCGGCAACAACAGCUUCGAGACAUCGAUGCGUACAAGGAGCUCGUGGACCUCGUCAACACAAAGAUAACUGAAAGACAAUACACACUUGAGGUCCUGGGUCUGGCCACGAAGCUUUUGAAGCAGAAUCCAGAGUACUACACAAUUUGGAACCAUCGUCGCCGUGUUCUGAAUGCUCUAUUUUCUGGCGAAACCGCAGACGAAUCUUCUAAACACGCCGUGAACGACUUACUUCAGAACGACCUCCAACUCACAUUCGCACUAUUGCGCCAAUACCCCAAGUGUUAUUGGAUAUGGAACCACAGAAACUGGCUGCUGGAGACCGCUGAAUUACAGCAAGGGGCUGACGUGGGCCGUCAAUUAUGGUCCGGGGAGCUAUUGCUGGUGAACAAGAUGUUGGGUGCGGAUAGUCGGAACUUCCAUGCCUGGAGCUACCGACGGUCCGUAACAGCCCAGAUUGAGCGCUUGACACCUCGUGCCGAAGGACAAAUGACACGAUCUAUGACUGAAUCCGAAUUUGAUUACACGAGCAACAUGGUCAAGUCGAACCUAUCCAAUUUCUCGGCCUGGCACCACCGCAGCAAAAUCAUACCCCGCCUGUUGAAUGAGCGAGAUGCUGAUACCGAGGCUCGACGUGCUCUUCUAGACUCCGAGCUAGCACUGAUAUGUGAAGCUAUCAACACUGAUCCCUUCGACCAAUCCAUCUGGUUUUACCACCAAUAUCUGAUGACUACCCUGUCCCCGGACUGCCCUUCGCAAGACCGAAUUGUUCUAGACCUCAACAACAGCGAUCGUCAACGAUAUUACGAGAAUGAGAUGCAAUAUAUGCGCGAGAUAUUGGAGGACGAGGAGGAUUGCAAAUGGAUCUACGAGGGUCUGCUGUUCCUCGCAGGCGCGUAUCUGGAGUUCGAUAACGGGACGAAGAUCUUCACGACAGCGGACAUGCGCUCGUGGUUGGAACAGCUGAGGAGACUCGAUCCGUUGAGAAGGGGGCGGUGGGAAGAUCUGGGUCGAAGUCUAAACCUUUGAGAUUAAUACA
Paraphaeosphaeria sporulosa is the source of this 1270-nucleotide messenger RNA. RefSeq names its product geranylgeranyl transferase-like protein type II alpha subunit. NCBI's taxonomy places the organism in Eukaryota, Fungi, Ascomycota, Dothideomycetes, Pleosporales, Didymosphaeriaceae. The transcript is spliced from 3 exons. Gene Ontology annotation, cellular component: Rab-protein geranylgeranyltransferase complex; cytoplasm. Gene Ontology annotation, biological process: protein geranylgeranylation. Gene Ontology annotation, molecular function: Rab geranylgeranyltransferase activity. Bases 178 to 1260 code for a protein of 360 amino acids. The record is from RefSeq and is a predicted model, not a curated record.